AUGACUGAGGAAUCCCUGAAAGUUCCAGAUGAAGGAGCUACCAAGACUGUUAGAGACAAAUAUGAGCAUUGGCAGGUAGCUAAUAACAAAUCACUGUACUACAUGUUGAAUAGUAUGGUCGACACUCUCAAGACCAAGAUGGGGAAUGUCAAGACAACCUACAAAAUCAUGGUUCAGCUCCAAGACAUGUUCAGUGCGAAGUCUGUGCAGACUCAACUGCAUGGAGCAAAUAUAGAUGAGGAGAAUAAAGUCGGCUUAAUCCUCAACAGUCUCUCUCCAGCUUUCAUGUCGUUCACCAAAAACUAUGUGAUGAAUAAACUCAACUAUGGUCUGAUGCAGCUCGUGAACGAGCUUUUGACUUUCGAGUCUAUCGUGGGUGGACCAAGCAAGGGAGGAGAAAAGAAGACUACUGUUGCUUCUAUUGAUCCAUCUAAGGCUGAAGCUAACCAAGCUUCGUCUCCGAAAACUGGAAAUAAGAGGAAAGAUGGACAAAACAACAACCCCAGGUGCCUUGUCCCACAAUUUUUACUUAGCUAG
Messenger RNA from Humulus lupulus (European hop), 537 nucleotides. RefSeq lists its product as uncharacterized. Bases 1 to 537 code for a protein of 178 amino acids. Lineage: Eukaryota; Viridiplantae; Streptophyta; Magnoliopsida; Rosales; Cannabaceae. The transcript is spliced from 2 exons. The record is from RefSeq and is a predicted model, not a curated record.